AUCCCACUCACUGCCCCCUCCAGGUUUCAUUUUUUAAUUGCAAAAACAGUGCUCUCUAAAAUCUUUUAAGGUCAGCCACCUAAGGCUUUCUACCCCUAACAGCCACACCCAACCUUACUAUUCUCCCUGGGAUGCUAUGGGAAACAAAGCAACAAUUAGGAAACUUAAAGUGUUUCUGCAGGGGGGUUAGCACUUCCUGGCUGUGUAUAUUCCUGUGUUUCACUCGUGCAAGUAUAAAGUGUUCAUCUGCACUCUCCUGUCAGACUCCAUGAUCCAAAAAUUAUUGGGAAGGGUAAAACACACACUGGCAACAUGGCCUGAUCCAUAUCUCCAAGGCAGGAUUGACACUGUUCUCCCACCAGAUGUAGACAGAGAUUUCUGGAUGUUUGCUAGAGGCCAUAUCACCAGUGUCCUUUACCUUUCCCCUUGCCUCUGCCUCCCCUUGUGUAUUGCUACAUAUUUAAUGAAGUAGAAUAUGUUUUCCAGCAACUUGGGGAAAGUGAAAGGAGCUAGGAAAGCAAAAAUGCCACACUGACAGUGUCACCCCAGCAUCCACAGCACAUACUGUGACAGGUUGUCUUCCAUGAUUCGGGAUAGAGAGCAUCUGGGCUCUCAGGGCACAUUCUCUGGGCUUUUCAAAGGAGCAGGAGUUGUACAAAGCUGUUUGAGUGAUAAUUGGAACAUUCCUUCAGCACAAGAAGUGCAGUUGCAGAUGAUAGAUGGGCGGGUUGCUCCGGGGUACUUUUUCUUCCCUUUCCAGACUGUGUCCAUGAAAGUGCUGUGUCUUGGAUCCUUAUUCAUCAUUUCUUCUGGUAUGAAAUGUUGAAAAUGAAUGAAGUAUCCUUUCCUGACCAUUAUUUGGAAAUUAAUUUCAAGAUAUUUGUCCAGGGCUGGCCUCUUUGCCUUUUUACAUGAUGAAAAGCUAAAACAGGUUCUCCUUUAGUCCCUCCUCAAAAAUCUCUGGUCCUUUUUGGUACAUGGAACACAAUUAUCACCUCUAAUUUAAAACUCAUUCUUUAUUUUAAGUGAUAGAAUCGAGUGUCUCAUAGAGAACGUGAAUAAAAGGUGUGCUGAAGUCCUUUGACAGUAUCCAUCAGAGUGGCUCUCACAUACUGAUCAAGGACACAGAAAGGGAAUAGUGUAAGGCCUCCUAUCAGGAUAUCUGGGGAGGAAAGAAUCUGUCUCCAUCCAUGGCCACCAUGCUUGAAUCAUAUUCACUUGAUUUGCUGUCCAUCAGUAGCUUUACACCACCAUCCACUGACACAGGCCUACAGCACUGCACUUUCAGGUAAAGAAUACAAGGAAUCUAAAUACCACAUAGCUUACCUAGUGUGGGUAAAGUACCUUUGGAUAGUGUGUGUGUGUGUGUGUGUAUGUGUGUGUGUGUGUGUGUAUGCGCGCGCCUCUACUUUCUUCAACACUCAGUAGACUAUAUAGGGAGGCCAUGUCACUUAUCCCCAAUUCUUUAUCUACCUAAAGAAAAGGGUCAGAGGCAGCUCUAACAUACAGAUUCUUAUCUGGAAAACUGUUUGAGAUAUCUAGAUCUGAAGGAAACUGAGAGAAAUCUUACUGACUGCUAUUAUUUGGAGUGUCUCCCUUUGUCUAAUUCACUAAAGCAAACUCUUAAAAGACAUCCUUUUGAGCUAUGGGUCAACACUGUUUUCCCAGAAAACAGUGUUAUAGAGGCUUGUUCACUUAUAUUUGAGAUAAAUCCUUUUUCCAUCUUCUUAGUUCUCUAUACUAAAAUAUCCAAGACUGGCCCAUCUAAAAUCCUGUUUGUUUGUGUAGUUAUAGGAAUUAAGCUCUCCAAGAUCCAGAUUUUGGCAGACUCGCUUUCUGAUGUGGGAUUCUAUACUUUGGAGAUGGUACUUUUUGUCAUACUGGAUCUUUACGUGACCAAAGAGAGGGAAGCAGCUCCCUCCUACAGCUAUAUAAGGAUCUUGUCGGUGCAUGAAGGUUCUGCUCCUCAAGCUCCUCUAGCCCCCCCCCCCCACUACAAUCAGAUUGGCUAUUUCACUUCAAUAUACGAGUUCAAGAGGACACUCUCUAUCACCAGCCAAGAAAUGAAAAACAGCAUAGUCAUUUUGGUUAGUUUCAGCUUUUCUCAAUAAAAGGUGUGUUCUUUAGCAUCAAGACAGAAGCUCUAUAUGGGGAACCUACCCAAAAUGUUCAUGGGCUUUGAAACAGGAAGAGAUGCAAAUAGAAGCCAGAAUAACCUUCACUGCACCAGCCACCCAGAAAUGAAUUAGUUAUUAGUCAGGAUGGGAUCAAAAGCAUGUGCUCUAGCCACACCUGUGAUCCCAGCAGUGAAGGGUAAAAGCAGAAGGUUCCAGAGUUCAAGGCCACCUUCAGUUCUGACUACCUGGGAGCCUAGAAAAAGGUUGUAGAGUUCAAGGCUAUCUUCAGCUCAGGCAAACUGCCUCAGAAAUCAAAAACAAACAAAGCAUACACUUUAAACACUCAUUGAUUCAGACAAUGUCAGGUUUUAGAUUGUUCUCAUCUUAUACCAAAAUCAUUUUUGUAACUAUGUCUUCCUCUAUAAAGAAAGAUUCCUCUUUACCACAUUAAUAUAAUUACAUCGGGAUAGUAUUCAACUUGGCAGUCACAAGUAACUUGAACAGGUGAACACAGGGUCUAAGUGAUGUAGAAAGUAUGAAGUCAGGGAUUGGAAUCUUUGUUAUCUUCCAAAACUAUCCUAGAUUACUCAUGUUACUUUCAUUUUCAACAAUACUCAUUGAUAAGUACUCUUCAUUUUGUUACGUUGGUAUUAUUCCUAGGUCAUUUAUCAUCUCCACACCUUCAUCUGUGUGCCAGGGCCUCAAGGGACUACCAUAGUUGAACAUACUUGCAGGCACACAGAAACACACUCACACUUUCUCUAUUGAUCUGGGCUUUUCUUCUGUGCAUUAGAUGCAUUACAAAUCUGCUUUUAAUGGGCCUCUCUGUAUCCCCACAGAAAUCUUUCUGGUGCUCUCCUGGUCCCAACAUUUGCUGGGUGCACAUUUAAUAUGUGUUAGCUUACUGCCUGAAGAUGGAAUCAGGGACAUCUACCUGCACAUGACAGUGCUUUGGCUCUCGCAGUUGCAGAACUUAAUGUAUGUAUCAGUAAUGAAAAUCUUAAUUAAGAAAGCUGCAUCAUUGUCCACGAACACUCAUUUUUCUCCCCCUGCAAAGCCCUUUGUGUAUUGCAGUAUAUACCUGGUCCAGACAGACAGAGCCCUCGAAGAGCUUGUCUGGCAGAUCUUCUUUUGAUUAUUAACAGCUAGCAAAUGACAAAGUCUCACUUCCUUUUGUCUUGAAGCCGAGGCUUGAAACAGCAGAGAACACAAUGUACUGUACAGUUUGUUUGUGUUUUUUGAAACUUGCCUUUAUUACGGUGGUUUAAAAAUCCGGCAGUGUUGAUCAAAACUAAUUUAGGUAACUUAGAGUUACCAAAACACUAGCAGAUGCAUAUUUACACACAUACACUCUCAGAGAACUGAAAUGUUCCCUAUAGAAAUGAUGCAAAGCAUGAGAAGAGACAGUCUCAAGCUGUCUGCUCAGGUUUCGGGACCUUUGGUCUCCAAAGCCAGAAAGCUGCAAUGUCCCCAUUUGUGUGACCUUAGCAGUUAUUUCUCUGCCUGUGCCAGUGUGUGUUGGUCAAUUUGCCUUGCUGUUGUGUAGGAAAUAGGAGCUUUGGAAGGUGGAGUAACUUUGUACAGACAAUAAUAACUAUACCCAUAAAAUCUCAAAGACUUCAAGAAAGCCCUUUGAAAAGGUGGCUUUUAAUUUAAUUAUCUUUAUGAAACAGUAAUCAAUUGUAUUUUAAUAAUGCCCAAAUCAUAAACUCCAGAAUAAAAAUUAACUUAUGUUAAAGUGAUUUAAAAGCUUCAAAGCAUUUCAUUUUGUUCCUGUUAAGUCUAUGACCUUAACCCAUAACCUACAUGCUAAGAAAGAAUCUCAUGUUCUCGCCCAGUUAUGGAUUCUUCAGCCGUCUACAUUCCAUGGGCUUCUCGACUGUACUGUAAACCUGUUUCUGGAAGAGCAAUGUAAGGAACUGAGUUGAGCUCAAGCCAUGGAGUUAUAUAACACUUCCUACUGGACUGGAGACCUAAAGAUGGUCAACCGUGACUAUUUAGGCCCUGCUGUCUGCAUGCUGUGUAUUUGUCCUUCAGUCUGACUGUGGGUGGGAGGCCACGCUACACCGGGUGGUGCUUGUGUGCUCUUUAUUUCAUCUAGUUCUUGACAUUUCACAUGCUUUAUCUCCUUUAUUUUCAAAACCACUAGAAAGUAGAUAAUGGUCAGUUUUCCAGGUUUCUAAAUCAAGAAAAAAAAAAACUUGUAUGAAUUUUCUCUUUGUAUAUCAUGAAAAAUAUAAAGAAGGCUUCAUUGUGGGGAAGUCACUUUCAAGGAGCAUGAUUAAUUAAUAUCUCAGAGUUACAGUCAUAACAUGUUUAAUUAAGGUUAAAUAUGAAAAGUAAGUAAGAAUGAAAUUGAACUUUUUGUAGUUGGACCACACCCCAAUAAGAGAUAGAAAAGAACCUAUCAGGAUGCGUGCAUGCUAGACAGGAAAAUGGUAGACAGGUUGCAUUAGGCUGAAUAAUUUCCCUUUUCAUGAACUAUCUGUUAACCAGUGCCACCAUAAGUCCUAAAGCAACUGGCAAGUGCUUAACAUAGGAGGAUAAUGUAGGUUCAUGGUGUAAGGUAUAGAAGAAGCUCCAGAAAUGUGUGAAAAAGAAAAUGAGUGAUUGCCCAUGGACAAUUAAAGGGUAGCUCAGGUGCUGUUGCAGAGACUAACUCAAAAGAACACUACUUCUUUUUAAUUUCUAGAUUUUUCAGUUAUGUUUUGGGGUGGGACAUGGGUGAGUCAAACAUAUAUAUCAAGGUCAGAGGAUAGUUUGAGGGAAUAUGUGAAUUGGGGUGGACUCCUUCCACUGUGGGAUCCAGAAGGAUCAAACUCAAGUUGUCAAGCUAAACACAGUGUUUUUAACCCACUGAGUGAAUAAGUUUCUUAAUUUUAGAAAGUCCUUGAUUAGAAAUUAGAAAUCCAAUACAGUACUAGGUGUUGGACUUCAGUUUUCCAAAAUGUAAGUUGUUGUGGAAUUUUUGAAAAUUCUAAAUAUCUGAAAUUUGGGUAGAUUGGUGACUACCAUCUGUGAAGCACAUAAUCACACAUGCACAGACAUAAACAAUCAGACACAUGCACACACAAUCACAAUGUAAAAUAUGUGUCCUCCUAUGAGUCAUCAAUAAAAAGGCUUGAGAAUCAUAAAGAAAUGUAGGUCAAGGUAAGAUCUGCCCCCCUGGCGUUUAUCUACCGUUUGCUUAAAAUGCAAGAGCAGCGAGACUAGACUCCCUGAAUGUGACCGCCUUCUCGUAACUGACUCACAGCUUUUCAUCUCCACUAACAUUUCAUUGUGUUUCCUCAGUUUUCAAAUAUUACACACACACAUGCACACACACACGCACGCGCGUACCACAGUGUACAUGUAAAAGUGAGAGAAGAAAUUUCAAGGUCAGUUUUUGCUUGGCAGUGGGCACUUUUGCCCACUGUGCCAUGUCACCAGCCUGAUCUCCCCACCACUGCAAUGCCUGAAGUAUUAUAUAGUGUAUUCUCUGUGGUCUAGUCUACAAGCUAAGGGAUCCAGCUGGCCUAGGGCACACGGGUGUCUUGUAGCUCCAGCCAGAGGCCUUUAGAAAGCAUACUAGCUGACUGACUGUCAGGAUGCUAUUGGGCCACCCUUUUCUCUCACGUGGAAACACAUCUGCUAACUGUGCUGUAAGUGAUCCUUGCAGCAAAUAUGUGCAGUAGUUGUCCUAGGGCAUCGGCUUUACAUUAAUGCUUAAUAGGACACUCAGAGUUAGGUCGGUUUAAAUGCCUGCUACUUCCUUACUCGGAAAGCACCUCUAAAUGUAGCAAUAGCAUUUCUUUCUAUGCAAACUUCUGUACAUAAAAAGGUUUACGUUUUAAAACAAACAUUUUUUUUUUUUUGAGCUUUAUCCAAAUUCAAAAAAAGCAUCUGAAAAUUUUAACAGCUGAAAAACACUUUCUCCUUGCUGGGAAAACUUAAACCUUGCUAGGUUUUAUGCAACUUUAAAAAAAAAGAAAGCAAGAAAGAAAGACUUCUGUGCUGAGAAGCAGCGUGAGAAAUCUCAGCAUGAGAGGUUGUUGGAAUUGUUUUUCUUCAUAGAGCUAAAACCAGUCCUUGGGUUUAAAGUGAUGCCACAGUAUACAUGUGCUUUGUCAGGAACAAAGAAUUUUUUCAUCAAAUCUAAUUUCAAGGGCAUCUUGAAUAAAAAAUAGAAGGGCUAGAGAAAGGCUACUUCAGCGGCGAUCCAGUGUCUAGAAGCAAGGUUGAGCACAUCGUUGUAUCAACAAGGUCUGGAGACACUGCUAGCCCUGGGUGCUUGUAGCUGCCCAUAAACCUUGAAGCGGUCUAUUUUAUUAUUGUCUCACUCAGCCCUUACUUAGCCCAGAGUGUCUCACAAGGGAAGCACUGCUCUGGGAUGGUGCCCUGGACUUUCUUCUAUUUGUUUCAGCACUUCAGUAAAUGGUCUCAAGAAAUGGUCUGUUACCUGCCAUCAUGACCUGCAUGCAUUUGCUGAACAGUUUUUCAAAUAAAACAAAAUUCUAUGGCAGUUUCUAGAAACGUGAACCAUUUUCAAGACAAUAUCCAGUGAGAAAUGCCUAGAGACAUGUCCGUAUGAGUGCGUGUUGAGGACACAUAUGUUACUCUGGAUUCCUAAGCUCAGGACAAUGAAACGAGGCUGGACAAUACAAACAGGAAGAUUGAACUUAUAUAUGUAUUUAUAACCCAUGCUCUUAACAGUAUACCUAUGUGGAAGUGACUAUAAAAUAGACCCACAUGUGUGUUUAACAAAAAAUCUUGUUCCUCUUAAUAGGCCCUAGGGGAUAAAAGAUAACACAAAUUUGGGCUUAUUUGUUUGAGUUUCAGGCAGCACUGUUGUUGUUUGUCUAUCUUUACUUUUUGAGACAAACUGGCUAUAAAGGUCAGGCUGACCUGUUGCUCAUAAUGUAGCUUAAAGUGGUCUUAAAUUCACAGUUCUGCUCCUGCCUCAACCCGCCCAGUGCUACAUAGAUGUGCAUGAGCACACCUGACACAAAGCAUGACGUUUUUAACAUCACCGUGGCUAGUUGUAGUGACCAAGGAGGUCGUGGGUGGGAGGUCAUGCAGCAGCACACCUCUCGUACAGAUACGGUUUUUAUAUGGCCUUCCUGGAAGACAAGCUUAGAUAUUUCAAGACCUCAGAAAAUGUUUUCAGCACCUUCUGUGUUCCAAAUUGAGUUGAGUUCGCAUCGUGUUUCAGUAUAACUGAGUAGCACAGGCUGGCAAAUUCCCUGCCUUCCUAUUCACCAAAAUCCAAAAUAGAACUCACAAAAACUCCUUCCUUCUCAUCCCUCUUUAAAAAACGCCCCACUGUGGCCCCCCAGGGAGGAAGAAGAAGAAAAAAAAAUCCAGUAAAUAGAGCCAGCCCUGAAAGACAAAUCCCCAGCUGUAGCUCUAGCACUUUGCUCAGUACUGUGAGCUUGCUAGAGCUGGCACAUUUUUUAUAAUACAGAUGCAUAAAUGUCUGUCUGAGGCAGAGGAAUCCAGCAUCCCCAGUGUUGCCCGAUGCCUUGGUCCUAGAACAAAAGACCCCGUUUUCUACCUCACUUUGUAUAUUUUUAAUUGUGACCUUCUAUAACUGAUUUUACAUAAAGUUUGGAGAAAACAACCUUUUUUUGAGACUUUCACAGCAUUCUUCCAAAUGUAGACUUUUAGAUAUUUACAGUGAUAUAUGUAAAUUUGGACUUCUUUAAAAUGCAUAUUAGUUUAAUAAUGACUUAUUUCAGAAAUGGUUAUGUGAUAUACGAACUAUAAAUAGUUGUUUAAAACCAAGAUAUGUGUUAAAAUUUUGAGACCAUGAGAUAUAUGUGCAUUUUUAAGGUAUAGCUUGUGUUCUGAGUGCCCUUUUUUAUUUCUUCAAAAUCCUUUUAUAGAAUAAAUACUUAGAUAGAUAACGCUGAUGAAAGUGAAAGAAAGGGAGAGUGUACCAUUCGCAAAACUCCUCUCAAGCAUCCUAAAUUAGGACAGAUUUUGGCUAAAGUUCAGAACUGCUCCCAAGGAUAGUGAUUAGAUUACCUGAAGCUGAACAGCUAACAUACACCUGGAACCCCAACAUUGGCAGAGAGAGGCAGGAGAGUGGCGUUCAAGUCCGGUUUUGUCUACGUAGCAGGUUGUUGGGCCUAAGCUUCAGAAAACUCGGAAAGAAGAGCAGAAAAAUGACACUGACCCAAGUCUUUAAACGAAGAGUGCAACAAGAGCCAUUUGUACAGAGAUGGUUCUGGGACGCAGACCUAUAUUUGAGACUAGCCUCUGCUCAUUCCUCUAUCCUUUGGAUGCAGCCACUCUCUGUUCCCUGCCCCAAUGAACAUCUGCACUAGGCCCAAGCCUUGGAGUGAUUUACCUGAAGAGUGACACCAAUUAUCUGGAAACUACUAAAGUAUAAUUGAGAGGAACAGGGUGAAGGAAAUGCAAAUGCGAAAGGGAAGCAGUAGGAAGAAACCCAAGACAGCUGAAAACCAGAAGGCAUCUGAGGAGAAUGAGAUUACUCAGCCGGGCGGAUCCAGCGCCAAGCCGGGCCUUCCCCGCCUGAACCUUGAAGCUGUUUUGUCUCCAGCCGCAGCCCUCAUCCACUCGACACAGUCACUGACAAACUCUCACGCUCACACCGCUCACACCGGGUCAUCUGAUUGUGAGUACCUCGGUGACAUCAGUUGCAAGGGGAUGACCGAGCGCAUUCACAGCAUCAACCUUCACAACUUCAGCAAUUCCGUGCUCGAGACCCUCAACGAGCAGCGCAACCGUGGCCACUUCUGUGACGUGACGGUUCGCAUCCACGGGAGCAUGCUGCGCGCACAUCGCUGCGUGCUGGCAGCCGGCAGCCCCUUCUUCCAAGACAAGCUGCUGCUGGGCUACAGCGACAUCGAAAUCCCGUCAGUGGUGUCCGUGCAGUCGGUGCAAAAGCUCAUUGACUUCAUGUACAGCGGUGUGCUGAGAGUCUCACAGUCGGAAGCUCUGCAGAUCCUCACAGCCGCCAGCAUCCUGCAGAUCAAAACAGUCAUAGAUGAGUGCACGCGCAUCGUGUCGCAGAACGUGGGCGAUGUGUUCCCAGGCAUCCAAGAUUCUGGCCAGGACACACCAAGAGGCACACCAGAGUCAGGCACAUCUGGCCAGAGCAGUGACACGGAAUCAGGCUACCUGCAGAGCCACCCACAGCAUAGUGUGGACCGAAUCUACUCGGCACUCUAUGCUUGCUCCAUGCAGAAUGGCAGCGGCGAGCGCUCCUUCUACAGUGGUGCAGUGGUCAGCCACCACGAAACUGCUCUCGGCCUGCCCCGCGACCACCACAUGGAAGACCCCAGCUGGAUCACACGCAUCCAUGAGCGCUCCCAGCAAAUGGAGCGCUACCUGUCCACCACCCCUGAGACCACGCACUGCCGCAAGCAGCCCCGGCCUGUGCGCAUCCAGACCCUGGUGGGUAACAUCCACAUCAAGCAGGAAAUGGAAGAUGACUAUGACUACUAUGGGCAGCAAAGGGUGCAGAUCCUAGAACGCAAUGAAUCCGAGGAGUGCACAGAAGACACUGACCAGGCAGAGGGCACAGAGAGCGAGCCCAAAGGUGAAAGCUUUGAUUCUGGGGUCAGCUCCUCCAUAGGCACUGAACCUGACUCAGUGGAGCAACAGUUUGGGGCAGCAGCCCCAAGGGACGGUCAGGCGGAACCCGCCCAACCUGAGCAAGCAGCAGAAGCCCCAGCUGAGAGCAGUGCCCAGCCAAACCAGCUAGAACCAGGUGCCUCCUCUCCCGAGAGAAGCAACGAGGCAGAGAUGGACAACACAGUCAUCACUGUCAGUAACAGCUCCGAUAAGGGCGUCCUACAGCAGCCUUCCGUCAACACAUCCAUCGGGCAGCCAUUGCCAAGUACCCAGCUCUAUUUACGCCAGACAGAAACCCUCACCAGCAACCUGAGGAUGCCUCUGACCUUGACCAGCAACACACAGGUCAUUGGCACCGCUGGCAACACCUAUCUGCCAGCCCUCUUCACUACCCAGCCCGCGGGCAGUGGCCCCAAGCCUUUUCUCUUCAGCCUGCCGCAGCCCCUGACAGGCCAGCAGACCCAGUUUGUGACAGUGUCCCAGCCCGGCCUGUCCACCUUUACUGCACAGCUGCCAGCGCCACAGCCCCUGGCCUCAUCUGCAGGCCACAGCACAGCCAGUGGGCAAGGCGACAAAAAGCCUUAUGAGUGCACUCUCUGCAACAAGACUUUCACAGCCAAACAGAACUACGUCAAGCACAUGUUCGUACAUACAGGUGAGAAGCCCCACCAGUGCAGCAUCUGUUGGCGCUCCUUCUCCUUGAAGGAUUACCUUAUCAAGCACAUGGUGACGCACACGGGAGUGAGAGCAUACCAGUGUAGCAUCUGCAACAAGCGCUUCACCCAAAAGAGUUCCCUCAACGUGCACAUGCGCCUGCACCGCGGGGAGAAGUCCUACGAGUGCUACAUCUGCAAAAAGAAGUUCUCCCACAAGACCCUGCUGGAGCGACAUGUGGCCCUGCACAGUGCCAGCAACGGGACCCCUCCCGCAGGCACGCCACCAGGUGCCCGCGCGGGUCCGCCAGGCGUGGUGACCUGCACAGAGGGGACCACUUACGUCUGCUCCGUGUGCCCAGCAAAGUUUGACCAAAUCGAGCAGUUCAACGACCACAUGAGGAUGCAUGUGUCUGACGGAUAAGUAGUACCUUUCUCUCUUUCUCAUGAACCAAACAAAACAACAACAAAAGGAAUAAACAAGCAAGCAGACAGACAAAAAGC
This is a messenger RNA of Mus pahari (shrew mouse), 10855 nucleotides long. RefSeq names its product zinc finger and BTB domain containing 20 (gene Zbtb20). Gene Ontology annotation, molecular function: RNA polymerase II cis-regulatory region sequence-specific DNA binding; protein binding; DNA-binding transcription factor activity, RNA polymerase II-specific. The transcript is spliced from 6 exons. Bases 8514 to 10775 code for a protein of 753 amino acids. Gene Ontology annotation, cellular component: nucleus. Gene Ontology annotation, biological process: regulation of immune system process; negative regulation of transcription by RNA polymerase II; regulation of cytokine production. The record is from RefSeq and is a predicted model, not a curated record. NCBI's taxonomy places the organism in Eukaryota, Metazoa, Chordata, Mammalia, Rodentia, Muridae.